Urocitellus parryii (Arctic ground squirrel) is the source of this 3794-nucleotide messenger RNA. RefSeq names its product VPS18 core subunit of CORVET and HOPS complexes (gene Vps18). Gene Ontology annotation, molecular function: protein-macromolecule adaptor activity. Gene Ontology annotation, biological process: endosome to lysosome transport; lysosome organization; organelle fusion. The record is from RefSeq and is a predicted model, not a curated record. Gene Ontology annotation, cellular component: endosome; HOPS complex. NCBI's taxonomy places the organism in Eukaryota, Metazoa, Chordata, Mammalia, Rodentia, Sciuridae.
UACGCCAUAGGCGUGCGCCAGGGGAGCGGGAGUCAGCUGAGCUGCCGGGCGAGGUUGGGGGGAUCGGCUAAGAGGAGUUUGGGUUCACUUGGGGGCCGAGUGGGGUGCAAGAUUGCUCCAGAUUCAAGGGGAAGGACUCUCCCACCUUCUUUCUCUAUAAAGCGAGAGCGAGAACGUCCAAGGAGGCCGCGGUGGCUGGUUCCCAGGAUCUGUCAGAGGCUGGGGAGUCGCAGCUUCCAGUCCGGGGCGACGGGGAUCCCUGGGGGCAGCCCAGUCGUGAUCUCCGCGCCCCGGACGAAGGACCCAGAGGUCGAACACCAUGGCGUCCAUCCUGGAUGAGUAUGAGGACUCGCUGUCGCGCUCCGCUGUCUUGCAACCCGGCUGCCCUAAUGUGGCAAUCCCCCACUCGGGGUAUGUGAAUGCCCAGCUGGAGAAGGAAGUGCCCAUCUUCACAAAGCAGCGCAUUGACUUUACUCCUUCUGAGCGUAUCACCAGUCUUGUGGUCUCCUGCAAUCAGCUCUGCAUGAGCCUGGGCAAGGAUUCACUGCUCCGCAUUGACCUUGGCAAAGCAAGUGAACCCAACCAUGUAGAGUUGGGGCGUAAGGAUGAUGCUAAAGUUCACAAGAUGUUCCUGGACCAUACUGGCUCUCAUCUGCUGAUUGCUCUGAGCAGCACUGAGGUCCUCUAUGUGAACCGUAAUGGACAGAAAGUACGGCCACUAGCACGCUGGAAAGGACAGCUGGUGGAGAGUGUAGGUUGGAACAAGGCACUGGGCACUGAGAGUAGCACGGGACCCAUCCUGGUUGGCACUGCUCAAGGCCAGAUCUUCGAAGCAGAGCUUUCAGCCAGUGAGGGUGGACUUUUUGGCCCUGCCCCAGAUCUCUACUUCCGUCCAUUGUACGUGCUAAAUGAAGAAGGAGGCCCAGCACCUGUGUGUUCCCUCGAGGCUGAACGGGGCCCUGAUGGGCGGGGCUUUGUUAUUGCUACCACUCGGCAGCGCCUCUUCCAGUUCAUAGGCCGAGCAGCAGAGGGGGCUGAGGCCCAGGGCUUCUCAGGGCUUUUUGCUGCCUACACAGAUCACCCACCACCAUUCCGUGAGUUUCCCAGCAACCUGGGUUACAGUGAGUUGGCCUUCUAUACCCCCAAGCUGCGCUCUGCACCCCGGGCUUUUGCCUGGAUGAUGGGGGAUGGCGUGUUGUAUGGCUCAUUGGACUGUGGCCGGCCUGACUCCCUUCUAAGUGAGGAGCGAGUCUGGGAAUACCCAGAGGGAGUAGGUCCCGGGGCCAGCCCACCCUUAGCCAUCGUCCUGACACAGUUCCACUUCCUAUUGCUGCUGGCCGACCGGGUGGAGGCAGUGUGCACACUGACUGGGCAGGUGGUGCUGCGGGAUCAUUUCCUGGAGAAGUUUGGGCCGCUCAAACACAUGGUGAAAGACUCCUCCACAGGCCAGCUCUGGGCCUACACUGAGCGCGCUGUCUUCCGCUACCAUGUGCAGCGUGAAGCCCGGGAUGUCUGGCGCACCUACCUGGACAUGAACCGCUUUGACCUGGCCAAGGAAUAUUGUCGAGAGCGGCCUGACUGCCUGGACACAGUCCUGGCCCGGGAGGCUGACUUCUGCUUUCGCCAGCAUCGCUACCUGGAGAGUGCCCGCUGCUACGCCCUGACCCAGAGCUACUUUGAGGAGAUUGCCCUUAAGUUCUUGGAGGCCCGACAGGAGGAGGCUCUGGCUGAGUUCCUGCAGCGAAAACUGGCCAGUUUGAAGCCAUCCGAGCGAACCCAGGCCACACUGCUGACCACCUGGCUGACAGAGCUCUACCUGAGCCGGCUUGGGGCCCUGCAGGGUGACCCCGAGGCUCUGAAUCUCUACCGGGAAACACGGGAGCGUUUCCGUGCCUUCCUCAUCAGCCCUCGCCACAAGGAAUGGCUAUUUGCCAGCCGGGCCUCUAUUCAUGAGCUGCUUGCCAGUCAUGGGGACACGGAACACAUGGUAUACUUUGCAGUGAUCAUGCAGGACUAUGAGCGGGUGGUGGCAUACCACUGCCAGCACGAGGCCUAUGAGGAGGCCUUGGCUGUGCUUUCUCGCCACCGUGACCCCCAGCUUUUCUACAAGUUCUCACCCAUUCUCAUUCGUCACAUCCCUCGCCAGCUGGUAGACGCCUGGAUUGAGCUGGGCAACCGGCUGGAUGCCCGGCAGCUCAUCCCUGCCCUGGUGAACUAUAGCCAGGGUGGAGAGACCCAGCAGGUGAGCCAGGCCAUCCGCUACAUGGAAUUCUGUGUGAAUGUGCUUGGGGAGACUGAGCAGGCCAUUCACAACUACCUGCUGUCACUGUAUGCCCGCGGCCAGCCAGCCUCGCUGCUGGCCUACCUGGAGCAGGCUGGGGCCAGCCCACAUCGUGUACAUUAUGAUCUCAAGUAUGCGCUGCGGCUCUGUGCUGAGCAUGGCCAUCACCGUGCUUGUGUCCAUGUCUACAAAGUGCUGGAACUAUAUGAGGAAGCUGUGGAUCUAGCCUUGCAGGUAGACGUGGACCUGGCCAAGCAGUGUGCAGACUUGCCUGAGGAGGAUGAGGAACUACGAAAGAAGCUGUGGCUGAAGAUUGCUCGGCAUGUGGUGCAGGAGGAGGAAGAUGUGCAGACAGCUAUGGCCUGCCUGGCCAGCUGCCCCCUGCUCAAGAUCGAGGAUGUGCUACCCUUCUUUCCUGAUUUUGUCACCAUUGACCACUUCAAGGAGGCGAUCUGUAGCUCACUUAAGGCCUAUAACCAUCAUAUCCAGGAGCUGCAGCGAGAGAUGGAAGAGGCCACAGCCAGCGCCCAGCGCAUUCGGAGAGACCUGCAGGAGCUACGGGGCCGCUAUGGCACUGUGGAGCCCCAGGACAAAUGCGCCACUUGUGAUUUCCCUCUGCUUAACCGCCCUUUUUACCUUUUUCUCUGUGGCCACAUGUUCCAUGCUGACUGCCUACUGCAGGCCGUGCGGCCUGGCCUGCCUGCCUAUAAGCAGGCCCGGCUUGAGGAGCUGCAGCGGAAGCUGGGGGCUGCACCCCCACCAGCCAAGGGCUCUGCCCGAGCCAAGGAGGCUGAGGGUGGGGCUGCAGCAGGAGGGCCCAGCCGAGAGCAGCUCAAAGCUGAUCUAGAUGAACUGGUGGCUGCUGAGUGUGUAUACUGUGGGGAGCUGAUGAUCCGCUCUAUUGACCGGCCCUUCAUUGACCCCCAGCGCUAUGAGGAGGAGCAUCUGAGCUGGCUGUAGAAGGGUGUCCUGUGAAGAACGGGCAGGCAUGGGGAGCUGCUACUUGGCCCUCUUGGGAUGGCCACACCCUGUCUGUGCUCAGUCAUCUGUGGUUAUGUUGGGGAGUGGGAAUAGAACUGUCAUCCUGAAGUGUCAGGGGUGAGGGCAUUCUGCCAGCUGCCUGCUGUGCUUCAGACCCACCUUAGAACUGCUGUUACUCAGGCCACCAGCCUGGAGAGGUCAGAAACUGGAUUCACUCCCACUCCUGUAUCUAACAGUUCCUUUGUCCUUGUCAUUCCCCACCCUGUUUUUCUUCUGGAUUGCGAAUACCCUUCUUUCUUUGCUUUAUGGCCUCUGGACUCCCAACCUUUCUCUGUCAGAGAAAGCCUCCUCUUCUCUCUGCCCCAGGUGUACCAGAAGUGAAAAGAUAGCCCUCCCACUUCCUGAGCUCUGGUGGGGAAGGUGAUACUAAUGGUGGCCCUGGUGCACACUCUGGACCUCCACUAUGAGGGGCGCCUUGGGGCUGGGGACCUCAUAGAAGACAUUGGGAGAGCAUUAAAAUGUCUGCACUGCA